This is a messenger RNA of Rotaria sp. Silwood1, 588 nucleotides long. Lineage: Eukaryota; Metazoa; Rotifera; Eurotatoria; Philodinida; Philodinidae. The record is from the annotation of a GenBank genome assembly.
AUAAUAAAUAUUAAUGAUCAAGAUACAACAUCAAUUAUUAUACCAGAAAAGACACUCUAUGGCCAUACUGCUGAAAUAACAUGUGUUUGUGUUUCAUCUGAACUUGAUCUUAUUGUUUCAGGUUCAUUAGAUGGUACUUGUAAUAUUUAUACAAUUGAACAUGGAAUUUAUGUACGUACAUUACGACCAACUGAUGCGAGUUAUGAUCCAAUUAUUAAUUUAAAAUUAUCAGAUGAACGACAUAUUCUUGUACAGACAACAAAUGAAGAUACAUAUUUAUUUUUAUAUUCAAUUAAUGGUUAUCUUAUUCGUACAAGAAAAUUUGAAUAUAAUAUUGUUGAUAUGCUUUUAACUGAUCAAUAUAUUAUACUUGCUGUUAAUCAUUAUUCAACUUCUAAAGAAAAACCGGAAUCAACACCAUCAGUUUUCGCAAGAAUUAUCAUUAAAGAUAUGUUUGAAAUGACAACAAUUCAAACUACUCGUCUUCGAACACAAAUCAAUAGUCUUUAUUUAACAAAAGAUUCAAGUCAUUUACUCGUUUCUGUUAAAGGUGGAAAAAUAUUUGUAUUAACGCCUGUAAAAAAGUAA